Miscanthus lutarioriparius is the source of this 1323-nucleotide messenger RNA. The record is from the annotation of a GenBank genome assembly. Lineage: Eukaryota; Viridiplantae; Streptophyta; Magnoliopsida; Poales; Poaceae.
AUGGCGGCGGCCAAACCCUCAAGAAGAGAGAGGACGCGAGAUGGGAAGGUUGCGGGGGAUCGCACGGGUGGCAAACAUCAACCCACAACAGAGUCUGAGGCCUUAGAGCUACAAAAUGCCCCUCAACAGAUGUGGAUCUUCGUCAGCACCCUCAUCGGGGAGACCAUCCGUCUCGAGGUUCUGGGUUCAGACACCAUCAACGUGGUGAAAGCAAAGAUUCAGGAUCGGCACCGCCUCAUUUAUGAUGGGAAGUGGCUGGACGACAGGCAUACUUUGGACCAUUACGAAAUCCACAGUGGAUGCAGCCUCAUCCUAGAUCUCAACCGCGGAGGGAUGCGCAUGCCAAUCUUCAUCAAGAUGAUGACAGGCAGAAGCAGAACCAUCACCCUUGAUGUCCAGAAUACAGAUACCAUCAGCACUGUCAAGGCUAUGAUCUAUUAUAUGGAUGACAUUCCAUUGGACCAGCAACGCCUCACGUUCGAUGGCAAGCAGCUGAUUGACGGAUGCUCUUUGGCUUAUUACAACAUCGGCAGGGAAUCAACCAUCUGUCUGGCACGGAUGCAGGUGCAACUUAUCGUGAAGAACCCCAGCGGUGGCAAGACACUGACCCUCGAGGUCGCCCCAUCAGAAACCGUUCGCAAUGUCAACGCAAAAAUUAAGCAGCAGUUCCAACUCAUCCUUGAUGACCAGCUCAUGGAGGACUCUCGUAGUUUAGCCGAUUACAACACUGAGAACCAAUCAACUCUGCACCUUGAUCUCCACUUCCAGAGCGGCACGCCGAUGCCGAUCUUCAUCCAGAGGCACGGCAAGGAGAGAAUCAGCCUUGUGGUCGCGAGCUCAGAUAGCAUUAAGGACAUCAAGGCAAAGAUUCAAGAUAGAAUCGGCAUUCCUUCUAACACUCUUGCCAGCGAGAUCUCGAUCCCUCUCAAUGUGGACGCAUUUGACACAAUCAGCGUGAUCAAGGCAAAGAUUCAAGAUAAGCAGCGUCUCAUGAUUUCCCACAAACGGCUGGAGGACAACCGUACUUUGUCCGAUUAUAAUAUCAAGGCUGGAAGCACUAUCCAACUCAAACUACGGUCAUGGGGUAGCAUGCAAGUGUUCGUCAAGGAUCUGAGGGGCAACACCAUCACUUUUGAGUUCGAGAGCUCAGAUACCAUUGCUGAUAUCAAGGAGAGGAUUCAUUAUAUGCAGCACAUUCCCCCUAGAGAGCAGCGUCUCAUCUAUGCAGGGAGGCAGCUACAGGACGAUCACACCCUUGCGGACUACAACAUCUCGAGAUAUUCCACGCUGCAUCUACUACUACGCCUUCGUGGUGGUCGAUGA